UGCAUGGGAGAGGAGCUUUGGUAAGUGACCGCACAACUUUCGGGGGGACGGGGGGGUGGGGGGGGGAGAAGCUGCUUUUUGUGGCCGUGAGCAGCGAUAUCGGGCUCCCCCCCAGAGGCAGCGUGCCCCGGGGGGGCAUCAGCUCCCCGAGGCUGUGGGGCUGCAGCUCGGCCAGCUCGCCGGCACCCGGGCCGGCCUCGCUUUCCCCCCCCCGCCCCCGCUCAGUUUUCAGGAGGUUUCGCAAGGAGCAGAGCAAGCCCCAGGAGGGAAAAGCCCCACGCCUCCCACAUCGGGGUUUUGGCAGUCAGGAGAGCCGCAGACCUGGCACACGGGCUGCCGCCCUCGCUCAGUGCUGUCAAAUACAGCUCUUAGGCACCACACAGGCUCGGGAAGACUAUAUUUUUUUAAAAAAACAAAACCAAAACCAAAAAAUGAAACCACAACUUGUCAAUCCACAGGGAAAGCUUCCCCUCUUCCCGUUUUUCUUCCAGACCACCCUCUGGGGCAGAAAGCCCCAGUGAAUAGCUAGGCCUGGCGACAUGCCCUCGGGGUCAGCAGGCUGGCUCUGCCUGACAGACCCCACGGGGGAAGGGACGGCAGUGAGGUGAGGACAUACCGAACGAAAACCGCAGCGCGGCGUUCUCCCCGUGCGGGAGCUCCCCUCACCGAGGCUUUUAGGGGGAGUCGGGCUUCAGAAGGGAGUUUUAUCUGCAACCGGUGGAACAAGACGAAAGUAGAUGAAAGAACUAAAACCUCAGCGGCCCUCUCCCGGAGCACGCUGCGAACACGCUCACGGUUCCGUCCCUGGCUUUUGCUGCCGGCUGCGUCCGUGGCCCCGAACAGCCCUCGCUGUGCUCAAGCGUUGGCUUCCGCAGGCUGGUUUCGCAUCCCCCCCCCCCCCUCUAAAAUCAGUGACUACCUCAUGCCGAUUUAGCUGAUCGAUUAGAAACCCACUCGUGAUGAUUUAGCUGAUCUUUUGGAAGAUCUCAGUGGUUCUACCAAGAGAUUUUGCCACUCCCCUCGCCCCCUUUUGAAAAAUGGGAAAUCUGUGGGUGCCCUUGGCAUCCUGGGGGAACGACACAAAGGGACCUUCUUUUGCGGCACCUUAAAGUGCGGAGCAGAGUUCCCUGGGACUGGGCCAGCCCGUCCCUCUGUCCCCACCAAGAUUUCUGCUGAUGUGAAAGCAAUGGAGAGGUGAGGCGGGGAAGGCGGCUGGGGGUGGGGACGGACACACACACACACACCUUUUCGGGGUUUGGCCUGAUGCAGCCGUUUUCCCCCCGGGGUUGAGCACAGGGUGAGCGAGGACGUGUCGGCUGCCGAGCCGGCGCAGCGGGUCCAAGAGGUGCUUGUGUGGUCGGAGCGAGGGCCGAGCCGCUUUGCCGAGAGCCGCGGGGCUGGGGGUGCGCGGCAGCGGCUGCUGCCCGUCGCCUGAACUGUCCUCCCAGGGUCAAACUGUUCAACUUCAGCCCCCUUUGCCAGGCUCAAUCCUACUUUACGGGAACAAAAGCCCAAAGUAGGCGACGAUCAAGAAAUGGGAGCACAAUGAUUUAAGCUUAUCACACAGCCCAGAAAUAAAGGACACUGAGCUUGUGUGGGGGAGAGGGGGAGACCUUCAGAAGGGCUUUGUUUGCUGUAAGAAGAUUGAACUCUGAGGCGACCCGAUAGCCCUAAAAGUUUAGGGUCUGUGUUGCUGAGAGACCUUUGGAUACAGCCCAUCCACACUUCGACCUCACAAGUUGUGAGCCAGCAUUAAUGGCCUGCCUGCCCCAGGUGAAGGAGGGGUGCGACACCCCCCGGGGAAAAGGGGGGUGCAAAGCUUGCAGGGAGAGGAGGGCCUGAGCCCUCCUCCCAGCUCUGCCUCCCCGAGGGUCUCCUGAAGGUUUGGGGGACCAGGGCUGUGCACACCCCGAAUCCUGGGCUGCCCAGCCCUGCGGCAGCACCCCUGAACCCUGCGAGUUGGGUGGUUCUGCUUUUAAAAGUAGGGGGGGGGGUGGGGGGGUGCCAGAAGGUGUCCCCCCACCCGGCAGGGUAGCGGGAUGCUCUGUGGAGGGGAGGAAUGCAAGGCUGCUGCUGUGACCGUGUCCCCCCCCCAUGCCCCAAGCCAGGUCCUUUCCCCCCCGCCCCGGUGCACACCACAGUGAAAAACCCCGCAGGGAGGGAGGGGUCCAGCUCCCCGACUCCCAAGCCACACGAGCAAGUUUGGGGGUUCGUUUCGGGAUCAAGGCAAGGAGGGGGUGGGGGGGAGGUGUCGUUGUGUUCCCCCCCCCCCCCCUUUCAGAGCGCUGCCCCGGCAUCCUUCCCCCCACCCCCCGGGGCGGACGAGCCCCUUGUCGGGGCCGAUUGUUCCCGGCAGAUUUGCAUGGCAGGUGCAGGCCUGCGGAGCGAUUUCGCCGUCCCAAGCUCACCACCCCCCCAAGAGGGUUUGCCUUCCCCCCCACCCCCCCCCCUUGUGAAAAAAAGGCCGCCGGUGCCUUCCUUUCCCAUGAAGAAGAGAAGAAGCUUGAGGAUCGCGUGAACACGCUUCAGUUUUCUUAUUCUUUUCUAUAGAUGUGGGGAAAAGAACAGCCGAUUGUGUGAAAAACCCAGUGCCUGCAAAAAGGGACAUUGGCCAUCCAGGCGAAGGUCCAUACCAAUGAAGCCCUGGGAAAUAACUAUCGUCAAGGCUCAAAACCAUAAACUAUCUAAAAUCCAGUAUCCUCUGGCUCUGCUGAGAACCAUCAAAACACAGCUAGAAGAAACAAUUAAGCAGCUCUGCAAGAGGAUGUGUAACUUGUCCCUCACCAAGACUGCUUCUCACCCACUCUCAGUGCGGCCGGAGUAGCUGUCACCAUCCUUGCCAGGGACAGGCUGCGUCACUGAAUGCCAAAAGCCCCUCGCCAGGUGAUUUCUUUCAAAGCUUCAUAAAAAGAAAGCAGAACAUCGGUUAAGACUUCUGAGUCUGCUCCACAGCCAGCUCUCCAGAGUGCCUCAGAGUCUUCUCCAGAAGUUUAACAGCGUGGCAGCAUCUAGAAAUUAUACUGUGUCCAGGCUUAGCCCACCACUUCUCACCAUUUGUAUCUCAACUGCUGAUCCUCCUCUGUGCACCUUUGAGACAGACCUACGGCCAAACUUCUGGCACGCAUCCAUCAUGUAAUUGGACUGCGGUGUUGUGAGCAUCUAUUUCCCCAAGCCUGCAAGAUUUCUACUUUGAAAAUUGUUCUUCAGAGUUCAACCAUUAACAAGACGCCUCCUUUGAUGUCAUCCAAGUAGUUGACAGAAUGACAGGAAUGGAGACUGAAACGGCAAGAGACAAAGCCAUGGAAGAAGAAAGCACUGAACAGAAAAAGGAGAGAGAGAAAAAGAAGAGGUCAAGGGUUAAACAGGUGCUGGCAGAUAUAGCGAAACAAGUGGAUUUCUGGUUUGGCGAUGUUAAUCUCCACAAAGAUAGAUUUCUCCGAGAACAAAUAGAAAAGUCCAGAGAUGGGUAUGUUGACAUAUCGCUUCUUGUUUCUUUCAACAAAAUGAAAAAAUUGACUACUGAUGGAAAAUUGAUAGCUCGAGCAGUUAAAAGUUCAUCUGUUGUAGAGUUGGAUUUAGAAGGAACUAGAAUCAGAAGACGCCAACCCCUGGGUGAGCAACCAAAGGAUGUGGAUAGUCGUACGGUCUAUGUGGAGCUGCUUCCCAAAAAUGUUAAUCACAGUUGGAUUGAGCGUGUGUUUGGGAAGUGUGGUAAUGUAGUUUAUAUCAGUAUACCCCGGUAUAAAACUACUGGCGAUCCAAAGGGAUUUGCUUUUGUUGAAUUUGAAACUAAAGAGCAAGCAGAGAAAGCUAUUGAGUUUUUGAAUAAUCCACCAGAAGAAGCACCACGGAAACCUGGGAUUUUCCCCAAAACAGUAAAGAAUAAGCCUGUUCCUGCACUAAAUACAAGUAACAGCAGUGCAGUAGAAGAGAAGAAAAAGAAGAAAAAAAAGAAAUCCAAAAUCAAGAAAGAGAGCAAUGUGCAGGCAGCUGUAGAGACAAAGGAAUCAAACAUGAACACUACAACAGAGCAAAUACCCAAGUCAAAAAGGCAUAGGACUUCAUCGGAGUGUUCAGAAAUGGAGGGAACUGAGACUCAUAGGCAGCCCUCAAAGAGAGAGAAAAGGAAAUGGGACAGAACAGAAAGCUCAGAGGUACCUUGGGAAAGCAGGCCGGGGAAGAGAAAAAGAACCAGCUCUGGAGAUGGUGAGACAUCAACUCCAAAAGUCAAGAAAACUGUUCAAAAGGAUGAAGUUAGUCCUGUAAAAGAGGAAACAACAGAAGCUCCGAAGGAUUCCAAUGACAUUUCUGCAGAAGAUGACAAAGAUAAAAAAGACACAUCCCUUUCAAAAUCUAAAAGGAAACAUAAGAAAAAACACAAAGAAAGACACAAAAUGGGUGAAGAAGUCAUUCCACUCAGAGUACUCUCCAAGACCGAAUGGAUGGAUUUGAAGCAAGAAUAUUUGGCCCUUCAAAAAGCCAGUAUGGCCUCCUUAAAGAAAGCAAUGUCUCAAAUCAAACCUGAGCCUGUGGGAGAAAUGGAAACGGACUCUUGUGCACAGAAAAAGUCUCAUUCUGAAAAUGACAAAUCCACCAGUGAAGAUUCUGCCCCUCCUGCCAAGGCUAACACAAUGGGGCCCCGGUUUCUGAGUGGAGUAAUUGUGAAGAUCAUUAGCACUGAGCCCCUGCCGGGCAGGAAGCAGAUCAAGGAUGCUUUGGCAGUGCUGGCUCAUGUUGCUUAUGUUGACAUGCUGGAGGGAGACACAGAAUGUCAUGUCCGUUUUAAAUCUCCUGAGGAUGCACAGAGUGUCAUGAAAUCGUACAAAGAAAUACAGAUUAAAAACAACUGGAAAUUCGAAAUUCUCACUGGUGAUCACGAACAACGUUACUGGCAGAAGAUUUUAGUGGACAGACAAGCUAAACUUAACCAGCCUCGAGAAAAGAAGCGGGGUACUGAGAAGUUGAUUGCUAAAGCUGAAAGAAUAAGACUUGAAAAGACUCAACAAACAAGUAAACAUAUUCGCUUCACUGAAGAUAACUAACCAGGACUGAUUGUGAUCUUGAAAGUGAACUAAAUAUUUAAAAAAAUCCAGCUGAAAACAAACCCCACAGACACCACUGCUUACAGCAACUAAACUUUUUUUAAGAAGGCAUCAAAACCUGUUCCGUUUGAUUCAUAAUUCUGCAGACUGCAAGUAUGAAGAUUGUUCUGAUUCCUUUUUUUAAAUAGGCUGAAUGUUUGCUGCUUCUGAGCCUUUAGUUAAAGCUUUCUGGAGAAAAGGCAUUAAGAGAUCUUGCUUUAGUUCACUUUUUUUUUUGUUUUGUUUUUUUUCGUUUUUUUUUUUGUAUGUUGAAGUUUUAUACACUAGGUUAUGAAAUAAAAUGCUUG
This is a messenger RNA of Tyto alba (common barn owl), 5389 nucleotides long. It is a transcript of the gene LARP7, whose product is annotated as La ribonucleoprotein 7, transcriptional regulator. Gene Ontology annotation, biological process: RNA processing. The transcript is spliced from 15 exons. Gene Ontology annotation, molecular function: mRNA binding. Gene Ontology annotation, cellular component: nucleus. Lineage: Eukaryota; Metazoa; Chordata; Aves; Strigiformes; Tytonidae. The record is from RefSeq and is a predicted model, not a curated record. The coding region runs from base 3261 to 5042 and encodes 593 amino acids.